Nelumbo nucifera (sacred lotus) is the source of this 2974-nucleotide messenger RNA. RefSeq names its product vacuolar protein sorting-associated protein 35B-like. Gene Ontology annotation, cellular component: late endosome; retromer, cargo-selective complex; retromer complex. Lineage: Eukaryota; Viridiplantae; Streptophyta; Magnoliopsida; Proteales; Nelumbonaceae. Gene Ontology annotation, biological process: intracellular protein transport; retrograde transport, endosome to Golgi. The record is from RefSeq and is a predicted model, not a curated record.
ACGAGCACUUGAAGUCUUGAAGUAGGAAAAAAAGGUCAAAAGCAUCAUCGUUGUGAUUUACGGCAAUUGACGAGAGAGAGAGAGAGAGAGAGAGAGAAAGAUGAUUUCAGACGGAAUCGAAGACGAGGAGAAAUGGCUGGCGGAAGGGAUCGCCGGACUUCAACACAAUGCGUUUUACAUGCAUCGGGCACUGGAUUCGAACAAUCACAGGGACUCCCUCAAGUAUUCAGCUCAGAUGCUCUCGGAGCUUCGGACUUCCCGGCUUUCACCUCACAAAUACUACGAGCUCUAUAUGCGAGCGUUCGAUGAAUUGAGGAAGUUGGAGAUGUUCUUCAACGAGGAAACAAAGCGUGGUUGCUCAAUUAUCGAUCUUUACGAACUUGUACAACAUGCUGGAAACAUCUUGCCUAGAUUGUACCUUUUAUGUACUGUGGGAUCCGUGUACAUCAAAUCAAAAGAGGCUCCUGCCAAGGAUAUUCUCAAAGACCUUGUGGAAAUGUGCAAAGGCAUUCAACAUCCUGUACGUGGACUCUUCCUCAGGAGUUACCUUUCUCAAGUCAGUAGGGAUAAGUUACCUGAUAUUGGAUCUGAAUAUGAAGGUGAUGCUGAUACUGUCAUGGACGCUGUGGAGUUUGUGCUUCAAAACUUCACAGAGAUGAACAAACUUUGGGUCCGCAUGCAGCAUCAGGGACCUGUUCGGGAGAAAGAGAAACGGGAAAAGGAAAGGAGUGAACUUCGAGAUCUUGUUGGCAAGAACCUGCACGUUCUCAGUCAGAUAGAGGGUGUUGACCUUGAUAUGUACAAAGAUACUGUGCUUCCCAGAGUGUUGGAGCAGGUUGUCAAUUGUAAAGACGAGCUUGCUCAAUAUUACUUGAUGGACUGCAUUAUCCAAGUCUUUCCUGAUGAGUACCACUUGCAGACCCUUGAGACAUUAUUAGGCGCCUGCCCGCAGCUUCAGUCAACUGUUGACAUCAAGACAGUGCUGUCCCAACUAAUGGAUAGACUAUCAAACUAUGCUGCCUCAAGUGCAGAAGUAUUGCCUGAAUUCUUGCAAGUGGAGGCUUUCACCAAAUUGAGCAAUGCCAUUGGGAAGGUGAUUGAAGCUCAGGUUGACAUGCCAGCAGUUGGAGCUAUAACUUUAUAUGUGUCUCUUCUGACAUUUACUCUUCGUGUCCAUCCAGAUCGGCUUGAUUAUGUGGACCAAGUUCUGGGAGCAUGUGUGAAGAAGCUUUCUGGUAAAGCAAGGCUUGAAGAUGGCAAAGCAACAAAGCAAAUUGUUGCACUCUUGAGUGCACCAUUGGAGAAAUACAAUGACAUAGUCACUGCACUGGAACUUUCUAACUACCCUCGAGUGAUGGAUUACCUUGAUAAUGCAACAAAUAAAGUGAUGGCGGUUGUUAUUAUUCAAAGCAUUAUGAAAAACAACACUUAUAUUUCAACUUCUGAUAAGGUUGAAGCACUGUUUGAAUUGAUAAAGGGGCUUAUAAAGGAUUUAGAUGGUUCUCCUGUUGAUGAGCUUGAUGAGGAGGAUUUUAAGGAGGAGCAAAAUUCUGUUGCACGUCUUAUCCACAUGUUGUAUAAUGAUGAUCCGGAGGAGAUGUUAAAGAUUAUAUGUACUGUGAGGAAGCAUAUUCUAACCGGAGGGCCAAAGCGCUUACCCUUCACUGUUCCUCCUCUCAUUUUUUCUGCACUUAAGUUGGUCCGACAAUUGCAAGGUCAGGAUGGGGAUGUGGUUGGAGAAGAUGUGCCUGCAACACCAAAGAAAAUUUUUCAGCUUUUGCAUCAGACAAUUGAAGCUCUCUCAUCUGUUCCAGCUCCUGAACUAGCAUUAAGAUUAUACUUGCAAUGUGCUGAGGCUGCCAAUGACUGCGAUCUUGAACCUGUUGCAUAUGAAUUCUUCACUCAAGCCUUUAUACUGUAUGAAGAAGAAAUUGCGGAUUCUAAAGCACAGGUGACUGCAAUACACCUAAUAAUAGGGACCCUUCAGAGAAUGAAUAUAUUUGGUGUAGAGAACCGGGAUACUUUAACACAUAAGGCCACAGGGUAUUCAGCAAAGCUUUUGAAGAAGCCUGAUCAGUGCAGAGCGGUUUAUGCAUGCUCACAUCUCUUCUGGGUUGAUGAUCAGGACGGUAUGAAGGAUGGAGAAAGGGUCAUACUUUGCUUAAAGCGUGCUUUAAGAAUUGCGAAUGCUGCUCAACAAAUGGCUAAUGUGACACGGGGUAGCAAUGGACCUGUCACACUUUUUGUUGAAAUAUUGAACAAGUACCUCUACUUCUUUGAAAAGGGCAAUCCGCAGAUUUAUAGUGCAGCAAUCCAGGACCUGGUUGAGUUAAUAAAAACCGAGAUGCAAGGUGACAUGGCAACACCAGAUCCAUCUGCAAAUGCUUUCUUUGCCAGCAGCCUGCGCUACAUCCAGUUUCAGAAACAGAAAGGUGGUAUAAUGGGCGAAAAAUAUGAGUCCAUCAAGGUGUAAUUUACAGAAAAUAAUACAUACGACCCAGAUGUAAAAGUGACAGAAAACAAGUUACUCCGGUUGGAGGUUGGUGCUGGAUGAUUUAAUGUGUUGGCUUUCUAUCUCCCAAAGGAAUUGAGGUGGUGUUGUAUAGUUGAAGAGGAGUUAACCAGUUAAGGAUUAGCGUCCACUUGGCAACAUUAUUCUGUGCAGGGGACUCUGCUACUACUAUGGCGCGACACUCAAGCAAGCAAUUGAUUGACCACAUGGUCCACAUCAAGUGACAAUUUCGGAAGUUACCAUGACAACAGUGGUGUCUUAUAGCUAUAGGGUUUGUCUUAGCUGUGUUUUAUCAGUCAUUUUGGAGUUUGAACUGGUUCAAUCAUUACGACAAAAUGUAUCAUCAUCAUUAAACAAGUAAAUCUGUCUUCUAAAUCUGAUAUAAUGAACAUUAAAGCAUAAAAGAAUGAGAGAAAGAAGAAUACUGAAUAGAAGAAGAGGAAGAAGAAGAAAGUUUGAUAA